Molecule: messenger RNA, 4041 nt
Organism: Recurvomyces mirabilis
Lineage: Eukaryota; Fungi; Ascomycota; Dothideomycetes; Mycosphaerellales; Teratosphaeriaceae
Exons: 2
Coding region: 1-4041 (1346 amino acids)
Molecular function (GO): protein binding
Source: RefSeq, a predicted model, not a curated record
AUGGCUUACGAUGCGAACUCGGCAUAUCAGCCGCCGCAACGAGGAUAUUAUGGCCAGCAGGCGCAAGGUCGACAGGAAGCUCCGGCAUAUGCCAGGCAGCAGCAGCAGCAACACCAACUGCAGUAUAGUGGCUAUGACCAAGCAUCGUAUGGGCAGGACUAUCAGCAAAGUUACGAGCAGCAACCGCAACAAUACCACAGGCCGGAUGCGAGGCAGCCACAGCAGUAUGAGCAGAGAUCGCGUGGGUACGAGCAGAGGUCUGAGCAGCAAGGGUAUGGACAGGAUCCAAGGCAGGGACACCAACAACAGCUUCAUGGGCAGGACUCGAGGCAGCAGCAAUACGGUGGCUCGAACGGCUACGGCUACGAUCAGCAGGCACAAGCGCAGAACUACAGUGACGGCUACGAUGGUGGGCAUAGAAAGCCAAGGCCUGUGAGUGGCGAGAAGUUGCGACGACAGCAGCAAGAGGCCCAGGCACAGGCCCAGCACCAGUAUGCCGAGCAGCAGCCGCAGUAUGAUCAAGGCUAUGAUUCUCGAUAUCAACAGCAACAAUCGCAGCCCGAGCCGCAAAGACAUAUUCCGGCCCAGCAGCACAGACAACCACAACCGCAGCCUCAUCAGCAGCAGCAGCAGCAACCACAAUUUGCCGAACAGCCAGAACAGUAUGAGAGGAACUACGAUCCACGUUAUCAGCAGAGACCUGGACGAGCCACGCCGCAGGACAAUGGCCAGUAUCAAAGCCAAAGACCUCGACCACCGCCACCAGAUCAGCAGUACGAGCAGAAAGCUCAGGCCCAGCAUACUGGCAAUCGUGCUCAACCGACCGCGCAAAGACAGCCCGUGUACCAGCCCAGCACACCCAUCCAGACUGGCAUACAAGGACAACCGCAUGAUCAACGCAAUGGGCAGACACUACCUGUUGAGCAGACCAGACGGCCUGCACCAGUCACUGCAAACACAACCAGAUCUCAGCCAACACCACCUCCUGCACCGUCAGCCGACCAGAAGAAGAGAACGAUGGAUGAAUGGAAGGCUGCCGAAAAGGCGGCCCUUCACAAAGCAAUGGCACCAAAAGAGACUUUAGCUCAAGACAACGCUUUCCCGACGUUUCCAGCGAAGAAGAAGGAGCACCUAAAGCCCGGCGAUCGUUCGAACAACGAGAGCGCAAUGAGCAUGAGAUCUAGUGGAGAGCAGCCCAGGUUGUCAACUGACUCAAAGGAUCGUGAAUCCGUACCGCCGAUGCCGCAGAAACCUCCAAUGUCGCGGGACAACAGCUAUCAGCAAGAACGGCCGCAGCAGCAAGGACGGUUGGCACCACAAGGCCGGCCGUCAAUGGACCAUAAGCCGUUCUCUUUCGAGCCUCUCGGGAAACGUGAUGAGCAACAGCCGCAGCAGAGUCGCGAAUCUGCCGGCUCAGCACGUCAUGUGCCAACACAGCAGGCUCAGUACACCGGCCAUCACGAAGAGCGCCAGCAGCAGAGGCCUCCACAUGUCGCGGCACCGAGACAGGAUAUGCGUUCGCCACCGCAGGCACAACCAUACUCGCAGCCUCCACCUGUACAGGAGCAGCAAAGGCGUCCACAGUAUGACGAACGCCAGCAAUCAUCGUACAGUGAUGGCAGAUCAGUCAAAGAAGCAAGCAGGCCAAUGCCACCGACUAUCAACACCACGCAAGCCAUGCGACCACAAACAGUAGAGUAUGCCGAGCAACAACCAAUGAGCCCCGCUUUAGUGCCUCCACGACCGAGCACUGGUCAAGGCAAUCGACCUCAACUUCGCAAUGUACAAGCGGCGACGAGCCCGCAAUCGCAGCUCUCUUACUCGCAAACGCCGACUGGUUAUAACGCUCCCGGAGCACAAGCAGCCCAGCUCGCCGUCCACGAACCUCCACAGAGCAAGCGUGAAACACUCAGCGAUUUCUAUGCCGACUACCACGACCAGCCGCAGCCUCCCCUCCCUCAACCACAGCUCCCAUCACAAAGGAGAGAUAGUGAGAUCGAGCAGGAAAUGCCUGACUUUGAUGGUGCGGCGCCUAGUCAGCGUUCGAUGGCAGACAAACGAAAGACGCUUGAUAAGCAUUUAGCUGAAGCUCCGAGAGCUGCGGCGCCACCACUGAUUCCGAGGGUGUCUGAUCAAAGUGUACAGUCUUUGCCUAACAUGCAUUUUCAGCAGCCUCAUCAGCAGCCGCAGCAGCAACGCGAUGUAUAUCGGGAGAUGGUGAAUCGAAAGCAGCCGCCUGCUGAUCGACGCGGUCCUCAGGCCAACUACGGGUCGCCGCAUCCACAACAACAACAACACUCACAGGACCAGCCGCACUCACCUGCAGGACAGUAUCCUCCUCAGCAGUUUCCCGGUCAGACUCCGAAGCCGCCGUAUGCCCAGGAGCCACCAGUCCGACGGUCGAUGGACGAUGGGAGACAGACUGAUCCUCGACAAAUGCCAUAUCGCCAGGGACCUUCUCCGGGACAGCGUUUCCCAGGUCAAGGUCAGCCACCGAGAGGUCCGUACCCCCCUCAGCAGCGUCCUGGUAUGGAGCAGCGUGGUGGAUCUGGCCAGACAGUACAGACAGUGUGGUCCGAUCCUGGUCAGCAGCGCGUGCCAAGUGCGCCGCCAUUACAGCAAGGACUACGACAACCACCCGGUCCAUUUGGGGCGAUGCAGCCGAUUGGACACCCUCUAUCGCAGCAGCGCUCUGCACCCGAAGAUGGACAGUCUCGUCACAGCAAUCCUGAUGCGCUUCCACAGCAUCCAGUACCCUUCAGACCUGGACUGACGCAGGAGUCUCAAGUGAGCCAGCCCGCCAAGCCACAUCCUGUGCGCAACUACGAUACUGCUUCCAUUGCAAGCCAUGGUCGGCAAGCAUCUCUAGCCGAGCCUACACAGCCAGUCACACCGCAUGAGCUGGAGCAGCUGCGAAACGUCGUGAACAAUAACCCAGGUGACGCCAAAGCUUCCUUCCGUCUGGGUAAGAAACUGGUCGAAGCGUCCAAAUCACUUGCUUCAGAAGGUGGCCGCGCAGAUCCUAAAACAACAACGAGGAACUACGAGAAAUACGUCCUCGAAGCGCACAAACGCAUCAAGAAAGCCGCCACGGCGGGGUAUCCCGAAGCCCAAUUCUACCUAGCCGAUGCUCACGGCCAGGGCUCCCUAGGCCUCGAAGCCGAUACAAAAGAAGCCUUUAACCUCUACCAAGCCGCUGCUAAAGCCGGGCACGCGGGUGCCGCAUACAGAACAGCCGUAUGUUGCGAAAUGGGACCCGAAGAAGGCGGCGGGACGCGGCGAGAUUAUGCCAAAGCAGUACAAUGGUAUCGGCGUGCCGCCGCGCUCGGCGACAUAGCAGCCAUGUACAAACUCGGCAUCAUCCUGCUCAAGGGCUUGCUAGGCCAGCAGAGGAAUAUUGGGGAUAGUGUGAAUUGGCUGAAGCGGGCGGCGGAGAAGGCGGAUAAGCAUAAUCCUCACGCCUUGCAUGAACUGGGGAUGUUAUAUGAGAGCACGAAUACUCAUCCGGAGAUCCGGGCGAAGAUUAUCGCGGAUGACAAUUAUGCCCGGGAAUUGUUCACGCAGGCUGCGCAGUUGGGGUAUAAGACGUCGCAGUUCCGGCUCGGGCAGGCUUACGAGUACGGGCAUCUGAAUCUACCCAUCGAUAAUCGCGCGAGUAUUAGCUGGUACUCGAAGGCUGCGGCUCAGGGCGAGCAUCAGGCGGAGCUGGCGUUGAGUGGAUGGUAUUUGACCGGUUCCGAGGGCAUCCUGAAGAAUUCGGACACGGAGGCUUAUCUGUGGGCACGCAAGGCGGCGCAGAGUGAACCGCCGUUGGCCAAGGCGAUGUUUGCCAUGGGGUACUUUUCAGAGAUGGGGAUUGGGUGUCCGAUUAGUAUGGAGGAGGCGAGGAGGUGGUAUGGACGGGCGGCUUCAUAUAAAUUCCCCAAGGCGCUGGAACGGCUGGAGGAGCUGAAGAAGAAUGCGAAGAGUAGGCCUACGCCAGGCAAUGGGAAGUUGAAGCGGGAUCAGAAGAGGGAUGAGGCCGAGUGCGCUGUUAUGUGA